GCCCUCAGAAAGGGGUCUGGCGGGGGGUGGGGCAGUGGGCUCAGACCCCACUGAGCCCUUGGACCAGGUGGGACCCCCGGGCCCGGAUCUGGCCCCCCCUCCAUGGCUGUGCUGCUGCUGGCUGCCCUCCUCGCCCUCCUCUGCCUGCCGCCGGCACAGCCAGCCGGGGUGCUGGAGCUGCGGGUGCUGUCGGCACGGGGGGGCCCGGGGGGACCCUGUGGGGGUCCCCCCUCCUGUCGCCUCGUCUUCCGCCUCUGCUUGCGGCCCCCCGGGGGGGUCGGCUGCAGCCUGGGGGUCGCCCACAGCCCCCCUGGGCCCCCCCCUGCCCCAGGGGCCCCCCGCAUCCUCCGCCUGCCCUUCGCCUUCCCCUGGCCGGGCACCGUCUCCCUUGUCAUCGAGUCAUGGCGGCUGGAGGAGGCCAAAGGCCCUGGGGGGCCCCAGGGCCGGCUUUUGGGGCGCGCAGUGUCCCGGCAGCACCUCUCCCCGGGGGGCCCCUGGCGAGGUGGGGCGGGGGGGGGCCUGCGCUUUGGCACCCGCCUGCGCUGCCGCCCCCCCGCCCGCGGACCCCGCUGCACCCACCGUUGCCCCCCCUGCACCCGCCGUUGCCCACCGCCCGCCGCCUGCCACCCCCCCCGCCGCUGCUGGCCCCCCUGCUGCGCCCGCCGCGGGUGCCUGGAAGCCUGCGCUCCCCCCACCACCGAUGGCAGCGCCUGCACCAACAGCGGCACCUGCACGGGUCCCAGCAGCGAGUCCCCGGGGUCGCGCUGUGACACCCCUGGCUCGGGACAAGCAGCGGUGGCAGCGGCGCUGGCGGCACCGGCUGUGGUCCCAGUGGCACCAGCAGCACCCGCCGUGGCCCUGGAAGCACCGGUGGCGUCGCCGGUAGCACCGGUGGCAUUGGCAGCAGACCCAGCGGCGGCACCGGCAGCGCCGACAACGGCCCCUGAAGCCCCGGCAGCAGCGCCGGCGUCUUCGGCGUCGCUGCCGGCCGCGGGGCGGUUGGCGAUGCCGGAGCCUCUCCCGGAGGUGCCGCCGUCCCCGUGCGCCCUCGGUCCCUGCUUCAACGGCGGGGCCUGUGCCCCUGACCCGGCUGCCGGCGCCGGCUACGUUUGCCGCUGCCCCCCCGGCUUCCGCGGUUCCAACUGCGAGCGCCGCGCCGACCGCUGCGCCGACCACCUCUGCCUGCACGGCGGGCAGUGCCGGGACUUGGGUCGCGGGGCCCUUUGCAAGUGCCGGCCGGGUUUCUCGGGGCGCCGGUGCGAACGCAACGCCGACGACUGUACCCCCAACCCCUGCGCCAACGGCGGCACCUGCCAGGACGGCGCCAACACCUUCACCUGCUCCUGCACCCUCGGCUACGCUGGCACCGAUUGCCGCCGCCGCGCCGACGCCUGCGCCUCCGGCCCCUGCCUGCACGGGGGUACCUGCUACACCCACUUCUCCGGCCACGUCUGCGCCUGCCCCCCGGGAUUUAUGGGGUCCCGCUGCGAGGAGGAAGUCGGGGGUCCCCCCCCGGCCCCCCACCGCCGGCCCCCCGCACCCCUCGCCCUCGCCUGCGCCCUCCCCCUCGCCCUGCUGGGUCCCGGUGUGGGGCUGGCGCUGGCAGCGCGGCGGCGGCGGCGGCUGCCAGGGGAGAGCAGCCGCCCGCCGGAGGCGGGGGAGGCCCCCGGGACGAGCCCCCCAGGGAGGGAGCGGCGGCCGCCACGAGCCUCCGCCACCCGGGUGUGACCUGGCAGUGAUGGACCCACCCAGGACUCCCCCACCCAAGUCUGUGGCCCCACAGUGGUUUGGGGACCCCCUCCCCCCAAGGAGGGGGAGGUGACAUAAAGCUCUUUGAGAUGUCUGUCCGUGCCACCACGUCACCACAA
Tyto alba (common barn owl) is the source of this 1868-nucleotide messenger RNA. It is a transcript of the gene DLL3, whose product is annotated as delta like canonical Notch ligand 3. Gene Ontology annotation, biological process: heterophilic cell-cell adhesion; establishment or maintenance of epithelial cell apical/basal polarity. Gene Ontology annotation, molecular function: calcium ion binding. Gene Ontology annotation, cellular component: plasma membrane; protein-containing complex. Lineage: Eukaryota; Metazoa; Chordata; Aves; Strigiformes; Tytonidae. The record is from RefSeq and is a predicted model, not a curated record.